Camelina sativa (false flax) is the source of this 1255-nucleotide messenger RNA. RefSeq names its product exosome complex component RRP4 homolog. The record is from RefSeq and is a predicted model, not a curated record. Lineage: Eukaryota; Viridiplantae; Streptophyta; Magnoliopsida; Brassicales; Brassicaceae. Gene Ontology annotation, molecular function: RNA binding. Gene Ontology annotation, cellular component: nuclear exosome (RNase complex); cytoplasmic exosome (RNase complex). Gene Ontology annotation, biological process: exonucleolytic trimming to generate mature 3'-end of 5.8S rRNA from tricistronic rRNA transcript (SSU-rRNA, 5.8S rRNA, LSU-rRNA); nuclear-transcribed mRNA catabolic process, deadenylation-dependent decay; U4 snRNA 3'-end processing.
CCAACGUCAGGGUUUUUGCUCUUCUCUCUCUCUCCCAAACUUCGAUUUGCCAUCGCCAUUGUUGUCUUGUUGUUGGAGCUAGAUAUAGAGAGAAAGAGAAAGAGAGACAGAGAGAGUUCUGUGAUGGUGAUGAGAAAGCUACAGUUACCGUUAAGUCAGACGCAGAAGGUUAGAUUUGAUAGAGCAAUCGAGCGGCUUCACUCACUUUCGUCGACGGCAAACUCUGACGCUUCUGUUAUCGUCACCGAUUCUAUUCCCGUCAACCACGAUGAUGCCUUCCUCAAGGGACACGGAACUUCUGAGGUCAAUGGUGAGUUGCUCGCGACGGUCUGUGGAGUAGUGGAGCGUGUUGAUAAGCUCGUCUAUGUACGAACCCUACGAGCUAGGUACAAGCCUGAGGUUGGGGAUAUUGUGGUAGGCCGUGUCAUUGAGGUUGCUCAAAAACGUUGGAGAGUGGAGCUCAACUUUAAUCAGGAUGGAGUACUAAUGCUUUCUUCCAUGAACAUGCCUGAUGGUAUACAGAGGCGAAGAACUUCUGUGGAUGAACUGAAUAUGCGGAAUAUAUUUGUAGAGCAUGAUGUUGUUUGUGCUGAAGUCCGCAACUUUCAGCAUGAUGGUAGCUUGCAGUUACAAGCCAGAAGCCAGAAGUAUGGCAAGCUCGAGAAGGGACAGCUUCUGAAGGUUGAUCCUUACUUGGUUAAAAGAAGCAAACAUCACUUUCAUUACAUUGAAAGCCUUGGGAUUGAUUUGAUCAUUGGCUGCAAUGGUUUCAUAUGGGUUGGAGAACAUGUGGAAGUGAGAGAUCCUAUGGCGAUAGAUGAUCAGAAAGAUGAGGAUAUGAUCUCAUCCUCCGCCGAGAACACAGGAAAAGAGCAAAUCUUUACAUUACUCGAGACUCGGCAAACCAUAUGCAGAAUGGGGAAUGCGAUACGCGUCUUGUCUAAUCUAGGAUUCACAGUGACUCUAGAAAUAAUCAUGGAGACUGUUAACCUCAGCAACUCAAAGAAUGUUGACAUACACGACAUGCUUGGAUCAGAGUUUCACGUUGUGGUUGCAGAGAAUGAAGCUGAAAGACGACGUACAAAGAGGAAAAAGUGAAGUCAUCCUCCCCUUUCUGUGGCUGUUUCAACAAAAGACUUGUGUUAACGUGUAUUAGAUGAUCAUGUGGGGGCUUGUUAUGACUAUGAUGGAUUUGUUUUGUUAUUUACAAACAGUAGAAUGUUACUAUUGAUUAAUCGAGGUUGUGUUUUUGGGA